AUGAGCGCGCUGAACCAGAAAUACAAGAAGCCCCGGCUCCAGCAAGCUGAGACCGCAGGGGCCGUGGCCCCUGCGGCUCCCGCAACGCCCGAAGCACCCGAGACGCCUGCAACGCCUGCGAAAUACGCGGCCACAGCCGAGAGCAGCGUGCUCGACGCGGCGCUCAGCGACGCCGACUCUGCGCUCGGCGAGUCCUACGCCGCGUGCGGCCGGCUCGCGGCCACGAUGGGCUUGCACCAGCUCGCCGUGGUCAACUUGGCCAAAAGCAUGCAGAAACUGCCCCGUGACGUGGGCGUGCUCGUCGACUUUGCCAAGGCGCUCGGCGCCAAGGCCAACCAGGAAAGCAUCGUCGUUUCCACGCUCGCAGACGCCGUGCAGCGCUCGCCGGAGCUGUCGGACCCACGCGUGUGGUUGCAGCUGGCCUCCUCGUACUACCACCUGCUGAAGCCCGACGAGGCCUUCCACAGCGUGUCCCGCGCGAUCGCCGCACAGGAGAUCCAGGGCAUCAAGGACGCCGGCACCUGGGCGCUUCAGGCGCGCAUCCUGCUUCUCUGGAUGGACUCGGACGCCAAGAUGACGCUCGAAACCCUGACGCCGUACUUCAUUGGCGCAAUCGAGAUGGCUAUCGCCGCGGGCGACACCCAGCUCGAGCUCCAGAGCAGGGUAUCGCUCGCUCAGCUUUAUCACCGCUUCGCGUGCUACCCAGAGUCCCAGGCAGAGGUCUCUCGUGCCUUCGUCCUCGUCCGCUCCGACCCCUCUUCAGGCAUGCCCAGGCCCUCCACUGUCAACACCCUUUGCUACCUAUACAACUUUCUGGGCAUCAUCCAGUUCAAGAUGAACUACAAGGCUAGUGCCUACUCCGUGAUCCAGGAAGCCAUGAGCGCGCUGCCGCAGGUCUCGGCCACCGCCCGUCUACUUGCUACCCUGGCACAGUUCUACAUGAUUGACGAAAACCUGCCGCAGCUCCGCGCCAUCCUGCCCGCGCUGCUGGUCGAGAAGACCGCGCUCACCGAGAAGGAGCUCAUCCGCCUGUACCUCAUGAACUGGCUGUUGGGCCGCGUUUAUGACAUGCUCGACGACACUAAGCAAAGCUACCAUUUCUACCAGCAGGCCGUCAAUUGCAAGCCCCAAUCCGCGUCGUUGUGGGUUGGCAUCGGCUCUCUAUAUCUGCGCAUGCGCCAGUUCGAAGACGCGCACAUCGCGUUCUCGCACGCGUUGAACUACGCGUCCAAGCUCGAAAACUUUGAGCAGCCGUUUUUCCUACGGUUCAAUCGCCUCUUCGCGGCGUUCGCCUGGGUUGGCUUGUCCCAGGUGUUCGUGGCAACCUUCCAGAAACAGAGCGCCUUGGACGCUUUACGGCAAGCGUCGGUCCUUUUUACUGCGGAGGGUGACCUCGUCCACUCGAGCCAGGUCGACCAACUCUACAACGAUGUGUUGGCAACCCCGCCUCAGAAUCCCAUGUACGUCAUCAUGAAUGUUCCUCCGCAGAUCCUUCUUGAGCUCUUCCUAUACUAUGACACCGGCGUGUUUGCGAACCAGACAGAAGGAAACUUCCCAAAAAUCUCCUCCUGCGAACCCGUCGCUCAUAUUAUGCCUCUUUACGAUCAUCAAGCUUCUCCAGUCGCAACUUUGCCGCAUGGGCCGGCAGUAACUCCUUCCGUCCCCCCUCCGCCACCUCAACAGGUGUACAACGACCUAGCCACCAGGCCAGCUUUAAGCCAGCAGCACCCAAGCACAGUAUUCCUUGCAUACCCACAGCCCGCCGUGACCGUUCCGGCCACAUCAGCUCUUAAUAUUAAACCGAUCGCUAAGAACAUGCCCGGAGUUAACUAUGGCUUCCCAGCUCAACCGUAUCAAAAUCCCCCGGUGCCGUAG
Molecule: messenger RNA, 1875 nt
Organism: Lachancea thermotolerans CBS 6340
Lineage: Eukaryota; Fungi; Ascomycota; Saccharomycetes; Saccharomycetales; Saccharomycetaceae
Product: KLTH0C04950p
Exons: 1
Coding region: 1-1875 (624 amino acids)
Molecular function (GO): protein binding
Source: RefSeq, a predicted model, not a curated record